Molecule: messenger RNA, 1173 nt
Organism: Musa acuminata AAA Group (dessert banana)
Lineage: Eukaryota; Viridiplantae; Streptophyta; Magnoliopsida; Zingiberales; Musaceae
Product: F-box/kelch-repeat protein At1g57790-like
Exons: 1
Coding region: 1-1173 (390 amino acids)
Source: RefSeq, a predicted model, not a curated record
AUGGUUGGAAGACCUUUUAAGGGUGAAGGAGAAAAGAGAGCUAAAUGCAUAGAAGAAGAAGGGAAAGAAGAGGAAAGAGUUGAUUGGUCAAAUCUCGAUACGAAUAUACUGCAACUCAUUGCCGAUCAACUCACCGUCGACAUUGCUGAUUAUAUUCGUUUUCAUGGCGUCUGCAAGACAUGGCAUGCUGUCAACCACCAUGGUCGCACGCACCCUCCUCAACUCCCAUGGUUGCUCAUGAGAUGUGACUACGAUAUCAAUCGUCUCAUCUUCUACUCCUUCUCAGAUGAAAGAUUUCACUCAAUUCGACCUCCAACAAAUGAUGAACACAUCAUUGGCUCAUGUGAUGGAUGGCUAGUCCUUGAUCAUAAAACUUCUCGGUUCCUCUCUCUCCUAAAUCCUCUCACAGGUGCUCGUAUCCAUCUCCCAGCGCUCCCGAGUUAUUUAAUAAACAUUGAAGAUUAUUACCCAUCCAUAUUGAAGAUUGCAAUAUCUUCAAACCCAUCAAUAUAUGAUCAUGAUUGCAUCAUCGUCAUUAUCUCCACCUUGAAUGAUGCACUCUUCUCUAUCCGUUUAUGGGAGGAUGAUUUAUGGACUUUGUUGGAUGAUAGGAGCAAGUAUCAUGAUGUCACUUACUUCAAAGGAAACUUAUAUGCUGUAGACGAAAUUGCACAGGUAUUCAUCUUUAGUUCAUUCUUUGAGAAAGUGGCUAUCGUCGGUCCUCAACGGGAAACAAACAACUUGUUAUGGCAAUUUGCAGAGUUAUCAGGUGAACUUAUAGUCCUUCGAAACAUAUUGAUUGAGAACUCCGUUGACCAUGCAAUGGAGAAUCUUACGAUUCUCAUGACAGAGAGGAUAGAUAUCCUAAAGUUGAAUAUGAAAGGUCUAGUGCCAUCGCUGGAGGAGGCAAAGAGCAUAGGCAAUCACAUACUUUUCCUAGGUGUUAAUUCUCGCUCCAUCUCAUGCCCAAUAUCCCAAUAUCCUCGUGGAAAACAUGAUACUAUCUAUAUACAUCAUGUUUAUAUCAUGGAUGAUGAUGAAGAACAAGAUAUAUAUUGUAGGCAUGGAAUAUAUGAUUUAGAGAAUGCCUCUUUCAUGCCAACACCACAUAAUGGAUUUGAAAGGAUAUGUACUGGAAUGUUACCCAUGUGGUUUACACCAUCCUUAUUUUAG